UCUACUGGGAUGGCAUUGGUGCCUGGCAAACUGGGGACUGGACGUCAUUAGAAGCAAUCCUUCCUAUGCUGUUCCUUCAGGUAAUUCCGACUCAAACUUGUACCAACUUGUUUUUGACUGACAGCGAAAAGCAAGAAUCCUUCUUUAUUUUGAGAAACCUUAAGCACCUAUCUUUCUAAGGCAACCUGCAUGGACUGAUCAUUUCCUUGUCUGGUCACAAUUUUCCAUCCAGCCAGGAGCCCACAUUCGUCAUUCUUUGCAGAGGAGGUAAAGUUCAACCUGACUUCUGAAGUUUGAGGAGGUGGAUGAGCCAAGAAGGGGAGAAGGGAGGAUCUUCAGGAAGGAAUUGCAUGUUCACAGACGUGGAGCCCCGAAGGCACUGAGCUGUUGGGGAAGAGGCGAGUCCGCACCCCAUCCCCAAAGGAGCCAAGCUGAAGGUCUUAAAAGCUUCGUAAGCAUUGUGCUUUCUGAAGGCGCUGAGGAGUUGCCUUCUCAGCAGUGGGCGCCACUGGAGAUUUAUGGAGAGGAGACUGAAUCAGGGCUCUGCAGAUGAGUAAGCCUCCUUUUCCUGGCAGCAGCAGCAGCAUCCCAUGGUAGCCAGGUGGGUGAAGCGGAGCGAGGACGUGCUACCUGCCCUGCAGAGGACUCCUGACCUACUGAGGAGUCUAAAGAGCUCCACCAUGGAUACCAUUCACAUCGGCAUGUCCAAUGCCUCCCUGGUGAAACACACUGCUGGGGCUGGACUCAAAGCCCACAGACCCCGUGUCAUGUCCAAGAGCGGCCACAGCAAUGUGAGGAUCGACAAAGUGGACGGCAUAUAUCUACUUUACCUGCAGGACCUGUGGACGACGGUCAUUGACAUGAAGUGGAGAUACAAACUCACCCUGUUUGCCGCCACCUUUGUGAUGACCUGGUUUCUGUUUGGAGUCAUCUACUAUGCCAUUGCGUUCAUUCAUGGAGACUUGGAAGCUAGCGAGCCUGUCUCUAACCACACACCCUGCAUCAUGAAAGUGGAUUCUCUCACGGGCGCCUUCCUCUUUUCCCUGGAAUCCCAGACCACCAUCGGCUAUGGGGUCCGUUCCAUCACAGAGGAGUGCCCUCAUGCCAUCUUCUUGUUGGUUGCUCAACUGGUCAUCACCACCCUGAUUGAAAUCUUCAUCACUGGGACCUUCCUAGCCAAAAUUGCAAGACCCAAAAAACGUGCUGAGACCAUCAAGUUCAGCCACUGCGCGGUCAUCACCAAGCAGAAUGGGAAGCUAUGCUUGGUGAUCCAGGUAGCCAACAUGAGGAAGAGCCUGCUGAUCCAAUGCCAGCUCUCGGGCAAGCUCCUCCAGACACACGUCACCAAGGAGGGCGAGCGGAUCCUCCUCAACCAAGCCACUGUCAAAUUCCACGUGGACUCCUCCUCCGAGAGCCCCUUCCUCAUUUUGCCCAUGACCUUCUACCAUGUGCUGGAUGAAACAAGCCCCCUGAGGGAUCUCACACCCCAAAACCUAAAAGAGAAGGAAUUCGAGCUUGUGGUACUUCUCAAUGCCACCGUGGAGUCCACCAGCGCCGUGUGUCAGAGCCGCACAUCUUACAUCCCAGAGGAGAUCUACUGGGGUUUUGAAUUUGUGCCCGUGGUUUCGCUCUCCAAAAACGGAAAGUACGUGGCCGACUUCAGUCAGUUCGAGCAAAUCCGGAAGAGCCCAGAUUGUGCCUUUUACUGUGCGGAUUCUGAAAAGCAGAAGCUGGAGGAGCAGUACCGGCAGGAGGACCAGAGGGAGCGGGAGCUGAGAAGCCUUCUGUUGCAGCAGAGCAAUGUCUGACCCCGGGCGUCCUCUGGGGGGUACCUCCAGAGCUUACUCUACUUCAGGGCUCCCCUCAAACACAAAUGGCUGCUGGAAAGCUGUGACGAAAUGAAAACGUGUGGAUCCCUCUACCCAAGGGCAUACUGGAUGCAAGGUCUCUCCCUUUGAUCUGGCGGCUGAGCCAGCCUUUCCAUGUUUGAGUGGGUCCUUUCCAAGUACCUUGCCAGAGAACUCUCAAAAUUCUGAGUUUUCUAAAUUGAGGCUGCAUUUCCAAAAACCAGAUGUGGGAUGAUGGAAAUGAUAUCCUGUUAGGAGGACAGCAAUGCUUGCUGAUAAUGGAAGGAAAUAUAUUUCUACAGAAAACUUAUCAGCAAUGAGGUAUUUAUUUAAUCCAAACACCAAAAGCAUUAAUGACUGAGUGUCAAGAUGUCAUUUGGUAUCUGCUUAUAUUGUUGCUUUGACACAUGUUCCUUUUGUUUCGGUAAAUAAGUGUUAUAAGUAAGGUUGUCUAUCUGGUAACACCCAAAAAGGGUUAGGUGGGCAGAGGGGCUCUAAUCUUACAAAAUACAGUCAUUCCAUUGUAACCCUUCUCUGUGGACUGAAUGGUAUGGGAUGAUAUUUGUCAAAUCUGUCAUGAAGAGUUCUGAGGAACCUGUCACUAUCCUGAUGCAGAUUGCUCCUGUUACUUAGGGGAUGGGGUGCCAAUCCCUUUUAAAAAAAAAAAAUCCCAACUGUGGUUCACAGAUCAGCCACACAAUGUCACCUAGUAAGUGAUUUGGUUACAAAUGGAAGCUUAUAAAGCUCUGCUUCAGAGAGGGUUUUCAAAGGUAUUUUUGAAUCCAUUCGGAAAGCAGGCUACUUGGGUCCCAUGUCCGUGUGGCCUCCAGACCUGACCUGCUGUCAUUCUUUUUGGUCAACAUUUCAUUCACCCAUUUUGCAUCUUACGUAAGAACAUACCUUAUGCCAUGAAACUGCACAAAAUUGCCCGCUGAUAUUUCAGGAGCCAAGGAGAGCUCUCGAGAGCACUGGAUGUCACAGUCCUGCUAAGUAUAUGGCUUGGUGACUAGAAGUGGUGGAUGACCUCAUAGGAAUUCAGUGCAGCUACGGCAGCAUGUAGAGCUGGGUGGAAGUGUGGUGGGAGGAGCCAAAGGAAGGGGAUUCAUGAGCAGGAGCACCCCUUGGUGCAAAGAACACAAUUUUAUGUCUCCAAACAUGUAAAGAACACCCGCACGUUCAAACACAUGUCUUACACCCCAGUGUUACACAGGCAGCAUUUUUUUUCCCUCUGGCAAAAUGUAGGAGCCUAGUGCCCUGCAUCCCUUUGGGGAAGAGAAUAAAAUACGCAAAAUACGUAGCAGUGGAUGCUCAUCAGACUCAGAUAAAGACAGAUUGGACAUUCAUUCAAACAACAUGUGUCCAUGAAUGUGUAGGCAGUACACACACACACACACACACACACACACACACACUCAAACACACAAACACGCAAAUGCGAGCCCCCAAACACACACAUGUAUGUGUGGUGUAUGCCCUGGCUCUUCAAGAGUGGUCAUAGGAGACAACCAUGGAAAACAUUUGCAGUUGAGACAGUACACCACAGUUAUGCUCAGUAUUUUUGAUUCUGUAAGAAGUUGAACUGGCGCACUUGGAGAAACGGGAACAAUUGGAUUGCGACCACAGGGGCAACAAGAAUGUGGAUUGUUCCACACACGGCCAUGUCUCCAUGUGAUCAGUUGUAUAAAUGCUGUUCCAUUAAGCAGAGGCUGUGGAAAUAGGAUAUCUGACCUGCAACUGAACUAAUGUUACACAGAUAUGAGAGAAAUGGAGGCAAUGUUUGCAGAAGUUUAGAAAGCAAUCUAGGCGUGAGAGGGAAGACUUUACCUUUAAUCAUUGAUGAUUUUUUUCUCUUUCUGUUGAUAAUCUAAUGGCAGAUUGCUUUUGAUGCUGUAUUUAGUCAUUAGUCCUGAAACUAUCAUGCUUGUUGCUUUUGUUUUGUGCUGUGGCAUAGGCCACAGGAAAGUGACGCCUCAUGUGCGUUUACGGCUGCUUUUUCUGUUGCACAAUUACAUCCUUUUCACAGUAUUUCUGUCAGUGCUGACUUGGAUGUGAUCAAGAUUAGGCAUCCAGCUCAUUUAUAUUGUACAUGGUACAAUGAUGCUGUGUAAGAUUCAAACUCAUUUUUGUAUGCUCAUUUAGCAUAUUGUUUUUAGCCAUAUUUGAAGGACCUAAUCAUCUGAUCUACGGAACAAUAUGUGAUGUCUUAACACCCAAACAUGAGCUGGUCUGGUGGUGCAUGCCUGUCAUCGCAGCACUUGGGAGAUGGAAGCAAGGAGAUCAAGAGGUCAAGACCAACCUCAGCUACAUAGUGAGUUUGAGGCCAACAUGGGCUACAACAAGACUAUGUCUCUAAACAAAGUGGGGGGAAAGGCUGGAGAUGUAGCUUGGUCAAUAGAGUACCUGCCUCACAAACAUGAGGCCACUUCCCAGAAUCCACGUACAUGCUGGGUGUGAUGCUUACAAUGCCAACACUCGGGAUGCAGAGACAGGAGGAGCCCUGGUGCUCUCUGGUCAGCCUGUUUAGCCUGAUUGGCAAGCGCCAGACCAAUGAGAAAGCCUGUCCAAAGGAGGAGGACAACAUACCUGAGGAUACACCCAAGGUUGUCCUCUGGCCUCCAUGUGAACAUGCAACCCACAUGUAUGAGCACCUGCAUUGACACACGCAUAUACAUACAUCUGAACACACAGGUACAUGCACAGCAGAUGCAUAUGCAUGCAAACAAAUAAGCAAUAAACAAAAGACUUAAAAACACAUGUAUAAGUGAAACAAUCAUAGCAUGAUAUCCAAUAAUCAGUUGUAAAGUUGUGACUCGUUGGAAACUUAGAAUUUUUCAGGCACACCUAACUAUUAAUUCACUUGAAAAAAAAAAAACUCAUGUCAAUAUUCUAACAAAGGAUAUAAGUAGCAAAUGUAAUUAUUAUAUUUAAAUAGUUUUCUGAUUAAAACAAAGUCAUGCUCAACAUCCAGGAGUUAGUCAUUGGACUAGUUGAAUAUCUGAUCCAAAGAAGGCUUUUGAAUUUUACAACAUACCCUGUGUGGUAGGUCUCGUCAGUGAAACCACUCAAACCUGGGCUUAGGGGACUAGGGACAUGGCUUUGUGGGUAAAGCAAUGACCACACAAACUUGAGGACCUGAGUCCAGAUCCCAGAACCCAUGAAAGAGUUCAACAUGCCAGUGCAUAACUACAAUCCCAGUGGCAGUGUUGACAUAAGGAUCCCUGGGACAUGUUGGUGACUGUUCUAACUGAAUGGGGAAUCUGCCUUUAAAAAAUGUGCCAACAAAUAAGUAGAGAAAUCAUUGAGAAAGACACUCAACGUCGACUUCUGGCCUGCACGUGUUUGCACACCCAUAUAUACCCACACACUUACAAACAUUCAUGCACACAUGUACACAAAUCACACACAUGCACAUGCCAAAAAAACAGAAUCAAAAUAAACAUGUGGUUCAUGUGGGAAAGCACAAAGCCAAUAGCAGACCAGUGUGAGGCAAAAGCCCAAUAUCCUUUCAGUGGGAGAGCACAGCAAUCCCACCAAGGGCCCCGACAGCAAAGAAUUUCACUAGUUUUCACAGUGAGCUGUCUUUAGGCUGGAGUGGGGGGCACACAUUGACUCCAUUUUAUUUAUAGGUAAAUUAGCACAGUUUCCAGAAAUAUACUGAAAUAACUAGAUAAUGGUAAAAAAAAAAAAGGACCAUUCAUCAAUGGACCAAAUAUUUAUAUAAACUUAAAACAUCUCCAUUAUUUUAGUUUGCUUUUCACUAGAAUGAAAUUUUUAAUUUAAACUGGCCAUGAUCUUGAUGUUACUGAACUAUGAAUCAAGACAUAGAUUUUCAAGUGCCACUUCUAAUCCAGUCUGGAGGGCAAGGCAUGCUUAGAUCCUUGUAAGUAAAACAGAAAGGAAAAAUGAAAAGGAAAGGAACAAGAAGAAGAGGAAAAGAAAGGCUGAAAGGAAGGAGGGGGAAAGCAAAGGAAGUCAGAGGCUGGCCCACUGAAUGGAAACACACCACUGUAGGUGGUGGUUCUCCGUGUGGACUGGGUGGCUGGAGGGUCAGAUGUGACCGUGGGGAAGUGACAAAGACACCACCACUCCUGAGUUUCUUUCUUGCCAGACUUUCUUUGCCUAUUAAAACUUUGAAAAAAACCAAUCCUCUUUGCCAAUGUGAUUUUUAAAAUUAAAGGUAUUACUUCUCAA
This is a messenger RNA of Jaculus jaculus (lesser Egyptian jerboa), 6038 nucleotides long. It is a transcript of the gene Kcnj15, whose product is annotated as potassium inwardly rectifying channel subfamily J member 15. Gene Ontology annotation, biological process: potassium ion import across plasma membrane; regulation of monoatomic ion transmembrane transport. Gene Ontology annotation, molecular function: inward rectifier potassium channel activity. The coding region runs from base 591 to 1808 and encodes 405 amino acids. The record is from RefSeq and is a predicted model, not a curated record. Gene Ontology annotation, cellular component: plasma membrane. Lineage: Eukaryota; Metazoa; Chordata; Mammalia; Rodentia; Dipodidae. The transcript is spliced from 6 exons.